CUGUCAGACAACAACUGCAGUAAUUGUGAGUCUACCGCAUUAAUUCCAUCUCGAACUUGGUCCAACGAUGAACAGCAUGUGGUGCCAUUGCUGAAUGUAAUAGACGGUUCACCCCAUGGAACAGUUCGAUUGGCUGAAGAAAUUGGGAUAUGAGGAAGUGGGUCGUGAUAGCAGUGUGAAUGUGCCUGUCAUUAGGACACAGAUGAACAAGGAGGUGGUUGAUUUCACCAUGACCAUGAAGAAAAAAGGCUAUGACACGAGGUGAAGAGUCUUGGACACUCACUAGAAAUUUAGUGCUUU
This is a messenger RNA of Serpula lacrymans var. lacrymans S7.9, 300 nucleotides long. RefSeq lists its product as uncharacterized. The transcript has 2 exons. The annotation marks the transcript as partial. NCBI's taxonomy places the organism in Eukaryota, Fungi, Basidiomycota, Agaricomycetes, Boletales, Serpulaceae. The record is from RefSeq and is a predicted model, not a curated record.